AUGCCCUACACACCGUCUGGUUUUUUCUGCGACCGGCUCAUCCGGGAGCGAGAGCGGCGCGACGGGGAAGGCACCCUGAACAAGCCGCUGCGCUUCAACGGGCAGGACUUCGGCGCCCUGCGGCGGGAGUGGGGCCGGCGCGGGACCCUCUUCGACGACGACUCCUUCCCGCCCAACGUGGAGUCGCUGGGUUUCGGGGAUCUCGGGCACAAGUCCGGCAAGGUCAAGAACAUAGUCUGGAAGAGGCCCAAGGAAAUUAGCGAGAACCCGCAGUUCAUUGUUGGGGGCGCCAGCCGUACCGACAUCUGCCAGGGAGAUCUCGGUGACUGCUGGCUGCUCGCCGCCAUCGCCUGCCUCACGCUCAACGAAAAACUCCUCUACCGGGUGGUCCCUCCGGAGCAGAGUUUCACGCAGGACUACGUCGGGAUCUUCCACUUCCAGUUCUGGCGCUACGGCGACUGGGUCGACGUGGUCAUCGACGACCGCAUCCCGACGUUCAACAACCAGCUGGUGUUCACCAAGUCGGCGGAGAGGAACGAGUUCUGGAGCGCUCUGCUCGAGAAGGCGUAUGCAAAACUCCACGGCUCCUACGAGGCCCUGAAGGGCGGCAACACCACCGAGGCCAUGGAGGACUUCACGGGCGGCGUGAGCGAGUUCUACGAGAUGAAGGAGGCCCCCAAAGACCUCUACAAGAUCAUGAAGAAGGCGCUGGAGAGGGGCUCCCUCAUGGGCUGCUCCAUCGAUUCCCUCGUCCCUGCUCGCUUCGAGACCAGAACCUCCAUGGGCCUGGUGAAGGGUCACGCUUACUCCGUGACGGCGGUCGAGGAGUGUCGGCCUUUGCAGCACAGAGAGACCAAAGUGCGCCUGGUGCGUCUCAGGAACCCUUGGGGCCAGGUGGAGUGGAACGGACCCUGGAGCGACAACUCCAAGGAGUGGGUCGGGCUCUCCAAGGCCGAGAAAGAGAAGCUACAACACCAGAGCGCAGAGGACGGAGAGUUCUGGAUGUCCUUUGAGGACUUCAAGAAGAACUACACCAAGAUCGAGAUCUGCAACCUCACGCCCGACGCCCUGGAGGACGACAAGAUCCACAAGUGGACCGUCUCUGUGAACGAGGGCCGCUGGGUGCGAGGCUGCUCGGCCGGAGGCUGCAGAAACUACCCCGAGACUUUCUGGACAAACCCUCAGUACCGCCUCCGUUUGCUGGAGGAGGACGACGACCCCGAGGACAACGAGGUGGGCUGCACCUUCGUGGUGGCUCUGAUGCAGAAGAACAAGCGGAAAGAGCGCAGGAUGGGCUCCAACCUCUUCACCAUCGGCUUUGCCAUCUACGAGGUACCCAAGGAGAUGCACGGCAACAAGCAGCACAUGGCCAAGGACUUCUUCCUGGUCAGCUCGUCCAAGGCGCGCUGCAAGUCCUACAUCAACCUGCGCGAGGUCACCCAGCGCUUCCGGCUCAACCCCGGCGAGUACGUCAUCGUGCCGUCCACGUACGAGCCGCACCAGGAGGGCGAGUUCAUCCUGCGCGUCUUCUCCGAAAAGAGGAACACGUCAGAGGAGAUAGAGAACAGGAUCGAGGCUGACCAUCCUGUGCCGGCGCCGACCUCAGCAGGGGAGGAAAGCCAAGAGGACAAGCAGUUCCGGACUGUUUUUCAGGAGAUUGCGGGUGAAGUGAGUACAAAACCAAACCAGAGGUGGCUGAAGUACGCACAACAUGAAAUGGAGAUCACGGCCAACGAGCUGAGAAACGUACUCAACAGAUUCAUCGCCAACCAUGAGGACAUCUCAAGCGAGGGCUUCAGCCUGGAGAGCUGCAGGAGCAUGAUAGCUCUGAUGGACAUGGACGGCACGAGUCGCCUCAACCUCCAGGAGUUCUGCCACCUGUGGAAAAAGAUCAAAAAAUGGCAGGAAAUAUUCAAGCACUACAACCCAGACCAGUCGGGGAGCAUCAACAGCUACGAGAUGAGGAACGCCGUCAACGACGCCGGUUUCCGCCUCAACAACCAGCUGUACGACAUCAUCACCAUGCGCUACGCCGACGUGAGCAUGAACGUCGACUUUGACAGCUUCAUCAGCUGCCUGGUCCGCCUCGAGGCCAUGUUCAGGGCGUUUCAGGCCUUCGAUCAGCACGGCGAUGGCACAAUUCGACUUAGCGUAUUGGAGUGGCUCCAGUUGACCAUGUACGCCUAAAAGACGAAGAAGAGGGGCCAUCCGCACGAGGACCAGACCUGCCAAGACUUUACCUCAUGACUUCCUGUGCCGCUUCUCAUCACCUCCCCAUUUUGCCAACACUUCCUCCUCAGUUCAGUUCAUUUGCAUCUAUUCUGUGCUUCUUUUUUGGUUCUCUUUCCAUAUUGAACCCACCCAAAGAAAUCAAGUCUCUCUCUCUCUCAUCUUUUUCAUCCUGAGAGAGAACUUUCCUCCCAGCCCGCUAACAAUUCCUCCUCAGUUCCGGCCAUUUGCAUUUAUUUUUGUUGUUCCUCUUUCUUCCGCCUAAAGAAAUCACUGUUGUCAUUUUCAUUUAGCAAUACCCUUCUUCCCAUUCCAUUCCCCCUCUUUUUCAGUAAGGGGCCUUUGUAUCUGUGCUUUUGUCCUCUUACCGCUGCACCACACCUAAAGAAAUCACUUUUUUUAAAUGCCUUUCUUUACAGUCCACCACUACUUCCGCUCUCUUUGCAUCCAUUUUCCCACUUUUGCCCUAACACUCCCUACCCGCCCAAAGAAAUCACUCGUUCUUACUCGUCUUUUCCACGCAUGCAGAUACUCUUCUUCCCAUUCCGCUGUCAUGUUUUCCUCUGUUCAGGCCAUUUGCAACUAUUCUGUGUUUUUGCCCUAUUUUCUCAACCCGCCCGCCCCACUCUUGUUCUCACUCGUCUUUUUCACGCGUGGAAACUUUCUUCCUCCCAUUUCGCCAUGUUUUCCUCUGUUCAGGCCAUUUGCAUCUACAGUCUUCAGUUUUUGUCUUACUUCCUCAACCCGCCGAAAGAAAUCAUUCUCCAUCAUCAUUUUCAAUUAGCAAUACACUUCUUCCCAUUCCAUUCCCCCUCUUUUUCAGUAAGGGCCACUUUGUAUCUGGGCUUUUGUCCUCCUACCGCUGCAACACACCUCUAGAGAUCACUUUUUUUAAUGCCUUUCUUUCCAGUCCACCCCUACUUCCUCUCUCUUUGCAUCCAUUUUUCCCGCUUUUGUCCCCAACCCGCCCAAAGAAAUCACUCUUGUUGUCGCUCGUCUUUCUCACGCAUGGAGACACUCUUCCUCCCAUUCCCCUGUCAUGUUCUCCCCUGUUCAGGCCAUUUGCAUCUACAGUAUUGUUGGUUUUUGUCCUACUUCCUCAACCCGCCCAAAGAAAUCACACUCGUUUUUUUUCCACUCACGGAGACACCCUCCCCUUCUUCCUGCCAUCACCCCUUAGUUUAGGCCAUUUACAUCUGUU
Syngnathoides biaculeatus (alligator pipefish) is the source of this 3430-nucleotide messenger RNA. It is a transcript of the gene capn3a, whose product is annotated as calpain 3a, (p94). Lineage: Eukaryota; Metazoa; Chordata; Actinopteri; Syngnathiformes; Syngnathidae. Gene Ontology annotation, molecular function: calcium ion binding; calcium-dependent cysteine-type endopeptidase activity. Gene Ontology annotation, cellular component: cytoplasm. The coding region runs from base 1 to 2187 and encodes 728 amino acids. The transcript is spliced from 21 exons. Gene Ontology annotation, biological process: negative regulation of apoptotic process; proteolysis. The record is from RefSeq and is a predicted model, not a curated record.